GAAGGAGGUCAUCACACAUGGCCCAUGGGUGUUGAAUUGAGAGACUUGUUUCAGUAGCUAUAUUAAAAUUCAAGGAAACUGUGGGGAAGUCAGGUGCAGUGCAUAGAUCUGAUUUUAACCAGCAAGCUGAUACCAACAUUCCAGCCUCCACCCAACCUCUCCUCACAUUACAGCCUCCCAAUAUUUCUUCCUUCUCCUACAGUUUUUGACAGUCUCUCAAGCACACAAGUUAGGUGUGCUUUCUCUGCCUUCCUUUUUCAGUUUUUUCUCAUGUGGCCUGGACCUUCCUCAUUUCUUGCAUCAUUUUCUGGCAUAAAAACCCCAAAUCCUAAACAGAAAGGCAGCAACUUUCAAAUCUAUCUGUCUUUCUUUCACUUAUGUCUUAAAGCAGUCCUUUCUAUUUGGUUUUUGGUAACCUUAUGAAGAGGGAUCUGCGUUCACAUUUGAGUUUAAGGUUCCUUCCCAUAUAUAGAAAGAUGGUGGCUGGAAAUGGGCUGUUAUACCCAAUUCUUGGAUUUGCGUCAUGUGUGGCUUUUAUUUACAUGUCUUUUGGCGACUUGAAGCUUAGUAGUUUUCCCAAGGAACCAAGGUUAAGUUUUGUGGAAAGGAAUGGGACACAAUUCUUUUUGGAUGGUAAACCGUUGUAUGUUAAUGGAUGGAAUUCGUACUGGUUAAUGGCCCAUUCUGUGGAUGAAAAUAAUAGACCUAGGGUCAGUGCAAUGCUGCAAGCUGGUGCAAAGAUGGGUCUCACUGUCUGUAGAACUUGGGCCUUUAACGAUGGAGGGUAUGAUGCUCUCCAGAUUUCCCCGGGGCAAUUUGAUGAGCGAGUUUUCAAGGCCUUGGAUUAUGUCAUUGUAGAAGCAAGGCAACAUGGAGUUAGGCUGCUUCUUAGCUUAGUGAACAACUUGCAAGCAUAUGGUGGGAAGACACAGUAUGUCAACUGGGCAUGGCAAGAAGGCGUUGGUUUGAGCUCUUCUAAUGAUUCCUUCUUCUUUGAUCCAUCAAUCCGCAAAUAUUUCAAGAACUAUGUCCUGACUGUCCUCACAAGGAAGAACACCAUCACUGGAAUUGAGUAUCGGAAUGAUCCCACCAUCUUUGCUUGGGAGUUGAUGAAUGAACCCCGUUGCAUGUCUGAUCCUUCUGGGGAUACACUUCAAGAUUGGUUAGAAGAGAUGACAGCUUUCGUAAAAUCAAUUGAUAAAAAUCAUCUACUGACCAUUGGCCUGGAAGGAUUCUAUGGUCCUAAAAGCCCCAAGAAGUCAACUGUGAAUCCAGAAGAGUGGGCAUCGACCCUUGGAUCUGAUUUUGUCCGCAACUCCAACAUUGCAAAUGUUGAUUUUACCUCUGUUCAUAUAUAUCCUGACCAUUGGUUUCAUGAUCUAGGAUUUGAAGAAAAACGGAGUUAUGUUUCCAAGUGGAUGCGUUCACACAUUGAAGAUUGUGACAAGGAACUGAAGAAGCCUGUUAUGUUCACUGAAUACGGCUUGUCAAACCAGAACAAAGACUUCCAGCCAUCCCAGAGAGAGCGGUUUUAUAGAACUAUUUCGGACAUCAUCUAUAAAUCUGCAAAGAAGAAAGGGUCUGGGGCAGGUGCUUUAGUCUGGCAAUUCUUUGUUGAAGGAAUGGAAGAGUAUAAUGAUGAUUUUGGGCUUGUACCAUGGGAAAGCCCCGCAAUUUACAAACUGACAAUAGAACAGUCAUGCAGAUUGGCUAGAAUCCAAGGACUUAUUCAUGAAAAGGGAAACUGGAAAGAACUGUGUUCCAAGAGAGAGUAAAACUAGUUUAAUCAGAAAAUCAAUUCUUUAUGGUGAGGUCGUUUGUCCAAGGGGUACAAGUUCACUGGUAUUGUACCGUUUUUUUUUUCUCAUUUUCACACAAAUUAUAUUAGGUAGAUAUGCAGAUAUAUAGCACUACGCUGCAUAAAUUUUCAUAGCUGUCUGUUUAGAGAUUUUCAUGGUAGAACUGUGAAUGAAAUCCCCAGAUAUUUGUGGGUUGCAGCACAGAUUAAAUUAAUAAUAGUAUAGUUUGGAAGAA
Molecule: messenger RNA, 2034 nt
Organism: Theobroma cacao (cacao)
Lineage: Eukaryota; Viridiplantae; Streptophyta; Magnoliopsida; Malvales; Malvaceae
Product: mannan endo-1,4-beta-mannosidase 2-like
Biological process (GO): polysaccharide catabolic process
Molecular function (GO): mannan endo-1,4-beta-mannosidase activity
Source: RefSeq, a predicted model, not a curated record